Messenger RNA from Brassicogethes aeneus, 897 nucleotides. NCBI's taxonomy places the organism in Eukaryota, Metazoa, Arthropoda, Insecta, Coleoptera, Nitidulidae. The record is from the annotation of a GenBank genome assembly.
AUGAAUACAAUAGUUGAAGUAUUAACAUGGGAUGUAGUUGCAUUUAAAGAAAAGAAAGGCACUAGCAUAUGUGCUGUGCCUUCAUUGUGGGUGCAAAAGGUGGGCACAAAAAAUUAUGUAUAUUGGCCUAAAUCCAAUGUCACCAAGUUGAGACAAAUUGCAGGAUCCGUUCCCGAAGAAACUUGGGAUAAUUAUGAAUGUAUUAUUAAAAAAACCCAAAUUAAAACAUAUAAGGAAGCCCUGAUUUGGGAAUCAGUUUUAAUAGAGGCCAAUACGGAUGAAGAGCCAGGUACCAAAGAUGUUAAUUUAAGUUACAUACCACAAAGUAGAAAUACUAGUACUACUACAUCUAACAGUGCAUCUUUAGGUUUAACAACACUUAAUUUGGAUGAACUAAAUAAUAAAAUUAAUAGAGUUGAACAAAAAUGUGACAACAUUAUCAAAGAUAAUGCAGGGAUCAAAGAAGUCUUGGAUAAUAUAGAAAAACUAAUUAGGUCCCAACUUCAACACCAUAUUGAACCUGAGAUACUUGAUUGCACAGAUUUUGCCAUUCCAAAUCAGGUAAAAAAAAAAUCAUUCAGUAUGUUGGUGGGUUUUUUAAAAUCCUUUACACAAAUAAUGGAAAAAGUGGACUGCAAAUGGACCAUCACAGAGACUGAAAAAUUCUUUAAAACAAAGCUUCUUAAAUUCUCUGUCCAAAGAGAGAAGGUGGCAUUAGCAAAAAUGGAAAAGGCAAAAGGGUUAAUAUUAAAUAAGGAGAAUAAAGAAAACAAAGAAAUAACUGAAAACACAGAAAUGACUGAAACCACAGAAAUGAAUGAAAACACAGAAAUGACUGAAAACAACAAUAUAACAGAAAUAAUAAUAAAUAGACUGUUUUCAAAAGCACAUAAUUGA